This is a messenger RNA of Hibiscus syriacus, 1066 nucleotides long. Its product is annotated as protein STRICTOSIDINE SYNTHASE-LIKE 10-like. The coding region runs from base 41 to 1066 and encodes 341 amino acids. The record is from RefSeq and is a predicted model, not a curated record. Lineage: Eukaryota; Viridiplantae; Streptophyta; Magnoliopsida; Malvales; Malvaceae. Gene Ontology annotation, biological process: biosynthetic process. Gene Ontology annotation, molecular function: strictosidine synthase activity. The transcript is spliced from 3 exons.
UGGAUGAAUUAAACCUGUAUCGUCGAUUCAAAGUUUCAACAUGAAAAUGUAUAUUUUCUCAGUUAAAUUUCUAGCCAUCGUGUUUUUUCUCUUAGAGAACGUUAUACGAUCCUACCAACAGCUUCCUAUUCCGGCAAAUUACCACCAGAUGGAUCUGCACAAAGCCAGCGGCCCGGAAAGCAUCGCCUUCGAUUGUAAAAACGAAGGGCCCUACGUCGGAGUAUCCGACGGGAGGAUACUCAAAUGGCAAGGGCUGAACCUCGGCUGGAAAGAAUUUGCAGUUACUUCGCCCAACAGGGAUAAGAAGGUGUGCGACGGGGCAACAAAUAUAGACCUCGAACCAACAUGCGGGAGGCCGUUGGGUCUAAAAUUCAACCGCAAGACAUGCGAUCUCUACAUCGCGGACGCUUACUUCGGUUUAUUAGCAGUAGGUCCGAACGGAGGCAAGGCUCGACAACUCGUGGCUUCGGCCGAAGGGAUCCCGUUCAAAUUGACGAACGCUUUAGACAUCGAUACCGAUACCGGGAUGAUUUAUUUUACUGAUAGUAGCAAUACUUUUCAAAGAAGGCAUAUUUUCUUAUCGGUAAUGAGCUUCGAUAGAACCGGAAGGCUCCUAAAAUACGAUCCUCGGACGAAACAAGUGACCGUAAUGUACAAAGGCCUAGCAUUUCCCAACGGGGUGGCUUUGAGUAAAGAUAACUCGUUCCUUCUCGUUGCGGAGUCGAUGAAAAUGAGGAUUUUGAAGUUUAAUCUCGGGAACGAAGGGAAUGGUUAUGUUUUUGAACAGUUUGUGCAGUUAUCAAGAACUCCGGAUAAUGUCAAGAGGAACGAAAAAGGAGAGUUUUGGGUCGGUUUGAAUAGCGGAAGAGAAGGUAUUCAAGACGAUUUGUUCGGGUUUGACAUGGAUCCUGUCGGAAUCAAAUACGAUGAAGAUGGAAAGGUUUUGAAACAGGUGGACGGGAACGGCGGGCUCACGUUUAGUUCCGUGAGCGAGAUUGAAGAAUUCAAUGGAGAGUUAUACAUAGGUUCGGUACUGAAACCUUAUGUGGGGAUUCUAUCCGCAUAG